AAGGGAGGGGGGGGGGAAGAGAAGGAGGAAAAAAAAAAAAGAGAGAGAGAAACCGGCUUCGUGUCCGUAGGAAACAGAAGUAGCAAUUGUUUGUGCUUAAAAAAGGGGGAGCGCAAAGCCGCGGGCGGAGGCAGCGACCGCGGGACCGGCAAGUGCAGCUUUAUUUCGCGAAGUUGAAAGAAGAGGCGAGCGGCGGCUGUCACUGCGCGUCGGACCGGGCACGGAGCGGCCCCUGCCCCUGCCCGGAGCUCACCCUCCGCUCCCCGCCGGGGCGAGAGGCGCGGCUGGCGGCGGGCAGCGGUAACAGCGGCACCCUCCGCCCCGCCGCCGGUACCGCCAGGACCCGCCGCUCUCCUGGAUGCUCCGGAGCCGCCGCCGCCGGGGGCGGCCGCCGGCCGGGAUCGCGCCCGCCCGCAGCGCGGAGGCUGCGCGGGGCCGCGGGAGUGAAGCUGCUGCGGGGAACGGGAGCACCGAGGGAGCCAGCUCGGCGGCUGAGCGCCGCGGGCGCGGCCCGUCCGACCCUGCCGUGCUCGGCCCGGACUAGAGAGGCGGCGGCGUGGGAUGCCAAGGGGGGGACCGGGAUCCCGAGCGGGAGUUGGAUGCACACUGCUACGGAAGACUUUUCCUCGGAGCUGUUGCUGCUAAGUCUCAGAUCCCGACUGUGAGCAAGGUCACCCUAAAGAAUGGCCGAGCCUUCUGGGAACGAGCUGGCGUCCGCGGCUGCCAAGGGGGACCUAGUGCAACUUACUAAUUUGUUGCAAAAGAAUGUAAACGUCAAUGCACAAAAUGGAUUUGGGAGGACUGCGCUGCAGGUGAUGAAGCUGGGGAACCCCGAAAUUGCCCGGAGGUUGCUAAUUAGCGGUGCGAACCCCAAUCUGAAGGACAGUACUGGCUUUGCUGUAAUUCAUGAUGUAGCCAGAGAGGGGUUUCUGGACACUUUGCAGACUCUGCUGGAGUUCAAGGCUGAUGUGAACAUCGAGGAUGAUGAGGGGAACCUGCCCUUGCACUUGGCGGCCCGGGAGGGGCACGUCCGGGUGGUGGAGGUCCUGCUGGCCCGUGCGGAGUGCAAGGUGGGCCACCAGAACAAGCGGGGGGCCACUGCCUACGACCUGGCCAAGCUCUACAAGAGAUCCGCCGUGGUGAAGCUCUUGGAGGGCAGCAGCUUCUCCCCCGCAGCCAUGGAUUAAGCCCCACUCGGACACUGAGCCUUCACCCUCCUCAGUAUUUUUUUUGUUCUCCUCCUCCUUUUUAAUAACAUUCGUUGCAACCUUACUUCUAUUAUUAUAUAUAUAUAUAUAUAUUAUUUUUUCUCCCCCCCCUCCUGAACAGCUGAUAGUGUAAGUCUCAAGAAAUUCUAGAGGUGGGUUUACAGGUAACAGAAACACUUUAAACCCGCACUCCCAGUGAUUUCUUAUGCCUGCCAUUUACAGCCUACUCACAGACUCAGCCGUGUACCUGCCGGUCGCUCAUACCUAGUUUUCCAAGUAUCAAGUUUUAGGAUUUAUUGUAGGUCAUUUGUAUUAAGUCAUUAAUACAUAUUCACAUGCUUAAUGUUGCUGGGCUUUUAAGGAAAGAAAAGAGCCUACUGUGAUUUCUCCCACCCCUCAACGCCUCUCCCCCCCCCCUCCUUUUGCCACCCCUUAUUAGUCAGGCUUAAGGGUUUGAAAACCUGCUUUUGGCUUAAAACAGCUUUUCGAGGGGUAACCUGCAUCUCCCUGCUUGGGCAGAGCUUGAAGUCAAAGGCUGCUUGGCCUGAGGACAGAGGACGGCGCUUAGAGGCUUUGGGGAAUAGCUGCAUUUUGACACUAGCAACAGCUUGUAGCAGUAGGUCACUCGCUUUCCAAACGUAGAUGUCACUUUUCCCCUUUCUGUAUUUAAACUCUCACCAAACUGGUUUUGAAUUUAGUUACCAGAAAGAGUGUAAGUGGUGGUGUUCUGAUGGCCAGAGGUUUCAAACAGCCCAGUUGAGUGGUUCGUGUUUACUGUGCACUGAACGAGAUGAUUUUUCUACUUUCAAAACAAGCAGCAGAGAACCUUUGUGGGAGGCAGGAGGAUGCGGGGGAUGCGAUGCAACACGUUUUCUGCUCGCUCCAUAAGCUGGGUGCAGUUUAGAUGCUGUUUAAGGACUAUUUGCUUUCACCAGCUGUUCCGUUCUGCCUGGAAAUAAACUAUCUCAAUGGGGGCUGCAUCUCCCAAAGCAGGAAUAUCGGGAUACAGUGACAUUUAGGAAGCAGCACUUUGGUAUUCAGGAGAUGAUGUUAUUGCUUGCACCUAAAACCCAAUUUAACCACUGAAUUUUUCCCAUUGCAAUACAGCUGAGAGGAUUCCCCAGACUCAUUUUCUUCUCCAGCUACAACGUUAGGAGCUAAGGACACUUAGCACCGUAUUGGAAGGAGUUUAGUAUGCAACUUAUAACGUUUGUACAGGUUCCAGUUGUUGGGACAGCUGGGCAGUUUCAAGUGCUUUAUUCUGAAUUGCCUAAAUUUCAGUUGCGCAAAAUAGGAGGUUUUAAAUCGAUGUGGAAUGAACUGUACUGAAAACAGCGCUUAAAAACAGGAGGGGGUGUACUUUAGUUUAGAUUUUAACUCUUAAAAAUACCGGAGAUUUUUACCCCCCCCCCCCAGUUCAAUUACUACCGUUUAUCAAGUAAGAAGUGCUCUGCUGAAGCUGCCUGUCACGUUUACCAUCCGCUCUGUCACGCUGCUGUGUUUUCUGAUUAAAAACCUCUGUGAAA
Molecule: messenger RNA, 2734 nt
Organism: Neopsephotus bourkii (Bourke's parrot)
Lineage: Eukaryota; Metazoa; Chordata; Aves; Psittaciformes; Psittacidae
Gene: CDKN2C
Product: cyclin dependent kinase inhibitor 2C
Exons: 3
Coding region: 684-1187 (167 amino acids)
Biological process (GO): regulation of cyclin-dependent protein serine/threonine kinase activity; negative regulation of cell population proliferation
Cellular component (GO): nucleus
Molecular function (GO): protein kinase binding; cyclin-dependent protein serine/threonine kinase inhibitor activity
Source: RefSeq, a predicted model, not a curated record